GCAGUUUGAGGGUGAGUCACCAUACUCAAACUCCAAGUUGAGCACUUUUGGACGUUGACCUUUUCUAGAAGAAAGUCUAAAAGUCUAAAAAGUCUAAAUUGCCGUUUACCACCAUAACAUCUACAACAUCCAAAAUUUGCACCAUCACACCUUCCUCAUAGUUUGUAUUUAGAAAAAUGCAAAACUGAAAGGGCCACAGAAUGGUAUAUAACGUAUUCUUUCAAAUCGUCAGUUUGUUGGAUUUAUGGGUAAAAAAAUGAAAGACAUAUUUUUCGUGUUUUCCGAUUCAUUUCGCUGAUUUUGGUGAUAUGAGGCCUUUCUUAAAUGGAAUGCCGCUUGGUGAAAGAGCAUUUUAAAAAGCUCGAAGACGUCUUGGUUUGCACAGGAAUCUUUUCUGUACAUGAUGAGGCUAUUACAAAAAAAUUAUCACUCAAAUUCGGGACUUAGGUUUCUAGAGUCAGGGUUUUCCAGAGACCUGGAUCCUAUGGAUUUUAGUGGAAUCUUUAUUUGCCAUAGACUAGAUUGGGAACUCCUUGAGUUAUUCAAAUCUGUGCUCACAUUUGUUGUAGCUAUUAUCUUCGAUCAGAAAAACUGAAAAUAAACCUGGUUCAGUAGUUUUGAAAGUCACGGUUGACAAAACUCGCGACAGUCAGGUAUUGUUCAAUAUAUAAAUGGUUGGCGGCAUACUUUUUAAAAAAAUUGAUGUUGAAGCACGUUAAAUUCUGCACUUUUGUAUAUCAUAACCAUUUCGGGUCCGAUUUUGUAUACAACACUGUAUCUCAAUCACCAUUCUACAAUGGGUCAAAAAUGCAUCCGUUGGGUAUCCUGCUCAUAAGUGUAACAAACUUACAAUUUGAAAGAAUACGUUAUAUACCAUUCUCUGGCCCUUUCAGUUUUGCAUUUUUCUAAAUACAAACUAUGCCUAAUCUCUGUGUGUAAAAGAAACUAUAAUCAUUUUUAUGUACACUAAAAAAAUCGAGAUAUCUGUCAAGCCCAAUACAUUUACGAAGACAAACUUUUAAAAUAAUAUGUUGUAGCUCAUUGUGUAGCCCGUGAAAUUCUCCAUCGAAUGGUAUAUACAGUAGAGUGGUUCACGCUAAAAUAAAUGGAUAUCAUAAAAUAUGAACGAUAUUGACCUACUGGUUUGGUGAGAUGCUACAGAGUAUGCUGUAAUCAGUGUUUAUUAAUUUUCACCAUGGAUAAAAAAUUAAAAGUUUAAAAAAAAGAAAAUAAUAAGAAGAAGAAUUAAAAAAGAUUGAAAGACGGCUCGGUUAUUCUCUGUACAAAAACGUUUUCAAUACAUCAUUAGUUGGACGGAGAAAGAAAAUGAAAGGGAAUGCAGUUCACAUCGGUUAAUAGAGUGAAUAGAUAAGAGAGGAAUGCUCUAGGAAGAUGCAUAACUGUUUGUGCAUGCAGUAUGUGAGUUUGAUGAUUCGGUAGUGGAAUGCGAGCAAUAGAACGGAAAUCAAACUAUCAUGGGAUGGGAAGAAAGAAAGGGAGAAAUGAAUCGUCUCUCAAGUAUGUUUAUCCCUUGUACGUAGAAACAUUGCGGAGGUAUAGGAAAGGAAAGAUGAAGAAUGUAUGAUAGUUUUUUAUUACAGAUGGCAAGGACAUGAGAAAUAAUGGUGAUUUUAAGUGAGCAAAAUAAUUAAAAACUAAAUAAAAGGAAUUGUAUCAGAAACUUGGGGAGGGCGGGUAGCGGAGAGAGGCGAUGUGCGAAUGAAUCCGGAGGGUAGUUUCAUGAAGCGAGUAUUUUUUAUCGCAGUUGGAGAGUGUGUUUAAAAGAUCAGGAUUUAAGAUCCAAUCCGAGAAAAAUGGAAAAAACGAGCUAAAAUUCCAUAAGAGACCGGAGUAGUCAUCUCCUUAGUCUACUCCCAUUGCUUGUAGUUGUCCUGGGACUACUUCAUACGGCUUUGGGAAGCGGUAUUCAGUUUUUGUAUAUGUAUGUGAGGAGGUGUUGAUAGUCCGGGCCGCUGAUUGUAGUCAUCCACUUGGAUGAUAUAGGGUGCUUGUCCGGCGAAAGUGGCAUAUGUUGUUGACCGUCUUUUAUCAAUGUCAAUCAUGAUUGUCAUUGGUCGGUAUUUUCUUAUAUCCCGUUUAAUAAAUUUGACUAUGACGUAUCCAAUGGCAACAGCAACUAUAGCGCAGUGAUUAUAAUCAGAAUAUCACGCCAGUUAAAAUGAACACGUUAUCAAUUUGAAUUUGCCGAUAUUUCUACACUUCAAAACAUUUUACAUGCAUAUUAUGCUGUAAUUAAAGAAGUUAAUGUUGAAGCAAUAGAUGGACCAAGAUACAAGUACUGGAACAGUAAAUAAAAUUGGCAUUGGAUGAAAAAUUUAUAUAAUAUAAAUAUAUUCUCAAUAUUAAAUCGUCGCAUUUUGAGUGCAUAAUGCUAAGUCUAUAUGCGAUAAAGCGAGUGUUCAACUGAUUAAUAGCACGGUAAGAACGAAUUAUGCAAAAUUACACAAAUUAAAAUGUAAAACAGCUUAUCUGCAAAGCAAAAUCAAUGAGAUUGACCAUGAUAAAACAAGAUUACCGUUCUGAUGUACCAACAUCGAUGUAUCAGUACAGUAUGUUAGAAAAGAGAUGAAAAAGAAAUUGAGCGUCAAGUGGUAUCAGCUCAAAAAACGGAUAGAACAACUGAACUACCGUAAUAAUAAUGACUUGAAUAUAAAGAAGGAAGAAAACAAGGUACAAGAAGAAGAGAACAAUAAAGGCUCGGACACGGUUGUAGAUCUCUCUAGUAGAAGGAUCGAUGAGGAUGAACGUUCGUUAUUGAAAAAAGGGUUGAAUUUCAUACCGACUCAACCUUUGAAUGAAACUAAAUUUGUAGCGAAGCUAGUAGCGCGGGCUGAAGCAGGUAUUUACCGUAAAAGCUUAGGGGACAGAGAAGAAAUUGUUAGUGAAGUGAAAAGAGUGUUGGAGCAACAAAUUCAGGCGGACAAAAAGAAAUACUUUGAAAAUUUAUCUAGAACACAAAAGAAAGCAAUCAAAAAACUAAAAGAGGAUGAAGAGAUUAUCGUAAUUCCGGCAGAUAAAGGAGGCAGAGUAGUCGUAAUGAACGUAACUGACUACAUCAAGAAAAUACGUGAAAAAUUAGAUACAAAAGCAUAUGAACUGUUAGAAGAAGAUCCGUCAAAAUCUAUACAUAAAAAGUUAGAAUUGCUACUAGCAGAGUUAGUGGGUAGAAACGAGAUUGAUCAGGACGAAAUGGAGAUGUUACUAGAGAAUAAGAAAAUACCCUUUGUACGAGGACAAUUAAAAGUCCACAAACCAGAUAAAUCGAUGCGAUUAAUUGUAUCGAUGAGAGACACAAUGGGAUCAGCACUAACUAAAUUUAUCACAAAUAUAACCAAGUCAGUAGCCGAUAAUAACAGAUCAAUCAAAAAUACCCAAGAUCUAGUCACUAAGUUGUACAAAUUAAAGGUUAAGAAAACAAGCAAACUAGCCAGUUUAGAUAUAACUGAUUUAUUCACGUCAGUAGAUCGUGAGAAAGUCAUCGUGAUAGUUAGCGAUUUGUUGGAUCAAGAUGAAUCGUGGAAAAGCAAAACCAGUCUAACAAAAGAAAAUCUAUUAAGGUUAAUUGAAUUCAGCAUUGAGAAUGUCAUUUUUCAGUUUGGUAGUCAAUUUUAUAAACAAGUUUAUGGACUCCCAAUAGCUUCAUCCAUUUCACCGUUUCUGGCGGGCACUGCAGUUAACAAUUUUCUUUUCAAAAAUUGGAAUUUUGAAGAGUAUCCUUAUAUCGGGUUAGCAAGAUAUGUGGACGACAUCUUGUUAAUUUCAGAAUUAGAUAAGGUACAAAUCGAGCAAUUAGUUAAGGAGUUGAAUAGUAAGAAUGAUCUACAAUUUACAUCUGAAUAUGAAAAAAAUCAUAAAAUACCUUUUCUAGACGUACUUAUUUGGAUAAAUGAAAAAAGUGAUGAAAUAGGUACGAGUUGGUAUAGAAAAGAAACAGCAAGUACACGAUUAUUAGAUUUUAACUCUGACCAUAGUUAUG
Didymodactylos carnosus is the source of this 3997-nucleotide messenger RNA. The record is from the annotation of a GenBank genome assembly. Lineage: Eukaryota; Metazoa; Rotifera; Eurotatoria; Philodinida; Philodinidae.